AUGGGAUGUCUCCGCCUAAUACCCUAUGCAAAAGAAUGCUUAUGUGAAGACCAGAGUGGGUUUCGCAAAGGCAGGUCAACUAUAGAACAAUUAUCGGUUAUAGCACAUAUUAUAGAGAAGAAAUAUGAGUAUCGCCAGGAUAUGUGGCAAAUGUUUGUUGACUUUAGGAAAGCUUAUGACAGCAUACACAGAAAUAGUCUCUAUAAUUUAAUGGAAGAAUUUGGAUUCCAAAAAAAAUUUAUAAACCUAACCAAGCUGGCCAUGGAAGGUGUGAAGUACCAAGUGAGGGUAGACAAUAUUAUGUCGGAAGCGUUCAGCGUCGAAACGGGACUAAAACAGGGGGACACACUUUCCUCAUUAUUAUUCAAUGUCUUCUUUCUUCUUUCUUCACCUUAA
This is a messenger RNA of Macrosiphum euphorbiae (potato aphid), 396 nucleotides long. Lineage: Eukaryota; Metazoa; Arthropoda; Insecta; Hemiptera; Aphididae. The record is from the annotation of a GenBank genome assembly.